ACCAAAGUUCAGACGUGGGCAUCAGGAUACGGGUACCUGGGCCUCUAUUCCAGGCAAAUCAGUGUUUCCUUAUGCUGACUCCUGGACGUCAGCCAGAGUCCCCUGCUUCCAGGGCAGGUCUUCAGGCACCACUGGGGCUCACUGGACCUGUGUCUAACGGUGCUGCAGCAAGCUGUUGGAGACCCUGAGGCUGCACCAGGGACAAGUCUGGGAGGAAGGAGGCCUGCAGUUAGUCUCGGCCAGCCGUCCCACUGACCCUAGGACAACCUCCCCAGCAGGAAGAUGGUGAAGUGGUUCAGUGUCAUCCUGGCAGUGACUUUGAUGAUGGACUGGAGAAGCUGGGCUCUCGAGAGCUGCCUUCAAGAGCAGCAGAGGCUCAGGGACCAGCUGAGAGUCCUGGAGGCCCGGGUCAAGCAGCAGCAGGUGAGGAUUGAGCAGCUCCUGCAGGAGCAGGAGCUGCAGCUGCUGGACCGAGGAGAGGAAAGGAGCAUCCCGCACCUCGGAGGAAGGAGACAGUACGCAGAUUGUUCAGAGGUGUUCAAUGAUGGGCACAAGCUCAGUGGUUUCUACAAAAUCAAGCCCCUGCAGAGCCCGGAAGAGUUCUCUGCUUACUGCGACAUGACAGACGGAGGGGGUUGGACGGUGGUCCAGAGGCGCUCUGAUGGCUCAGAGAACUUUGACAGGAACUGGAAUGACUACGAAAAAGGUUUUGGGAAUUUUGUCCAAAAAAAUGGCGAAUACUGGCUCGGGAAUAAAAACCUCCACUUCCUGACCACCCAACGAGACUACGCUCUGAAGAUCGACCUCGCCGACUUCGAGGGAGAGCACCGUUUCGCACAGUACGAAAGUUUCCGAGUUGGCGAUGAAAAGAGCGCCUACGAGCUGAGCUUCAGGGAAUACUCGGGCACAGCGGGGGACUCACUGGCAGGGAGCUUCCAUCCUGAGGUCCAGUGGUGGGCUAGCCACUUACGAAUGAAAUUCAGCACCCGGGACCGAGACAACGACAACUACUCGGGGAACUGCGCGGAGGAGGACAAAGGAGGCUGGUGGUACAACAGGUGUCACUCGGCAAACCUCAAUGGUCUCUACUACCGAGGCGCAUACACAGGCCAAACGGACGAUGGCAUUGUUUGGUACACCUGGCGCGGCUGGUGGUACUCCUUGAAAUCUGUCGUCAUGAAGAUCAGGCCCAGUGACUUUGUGCCCAACGUCAUCUAAAUGUGCGUCCCGAGAUCUCUGUCCCUGCCUGGGCAGGAACUGCUGCCCCGAGGAUGGACUUUUCCAGUGUGGCCGUGUUGCUCAUCAUUUAGCACACUCUCAAUGAAGGAAAUGUAAUGAGAAAUUAACCCAAUAAAUGGUGUGAUCAGA
Dromiciops gliroides (monito del monte) is the source of this 1368-nucleotide messenger RNA. It is a transcript of the gene FGL1, whose product is annotated as fibrinogen like 1. Bases 283 to 1218 code for a protein of 311 amino acids. The record is from RefSeq and is a predicted model, not a curated record. The transcript is spliced from 8 exons. Gene Ontology annotation, biological process: negative regulation of T cell activation; regulation of immune response. Lineage: Eukaryota; Metazoa; Chordata; Mammalia; Microbiotheria; Microbiotheriidae.